Messenger RNA from Coniosporium apollinis CBS 100218, 885 nucleotides. RefSeq lists its product as uncharacterized. The record is from RefSeq and is a predicted model, not a curated record. Lineage: Eukaryota; Fungi; Ascomycota; Dothideomycetes. Bases 1 to 885 code for a protein of 294 amino acids. The transcript has 4 exons. Gene Ontology annotation, biological process: mitotic recombination; double-strand break repair via homologous recombination; double-strand break repair via single-strand annealing. Gene Ontology annotation, cellular component: nucleus.
AUGUCGCUCAAAGCACCCACCGAUACCAAGGCACUUCGCCGCUUCUCCUGCAUCCUAUAUGCCCGCUACUCAACUCACAGCGAUACUCUCAUGCCUUUCCACCGCGCAGCGAGCACCGUUCCGAAUCGUGUCGAAGAGACAAUGCCACAGACACAAGAACAUACCGCACCAGAGACUGGUACGCUACAAAGUCAGCUCGACCAACAGUUAGGGCCGGAAUACAUCUCCAUGAGCCCUGGCGCAGGCGGAGGCAGAGAACACAAUCUGGCUGCCGAGAAGGUCAUAAUCUUGGCAAAUGAGGUCUUUGGGUCCAACGGCUGGUCAAGCGCAAUUCGGAACGCACAGAUAGACUUCGUAGACGAGAACCAGAGUACUGGGCAGAUCACCUUGGGACUGUCAAUGAUCGUUCGGGUGACUCUGAAGGAUGGCACGUUCCAUGAUACAAGUCAGGACAUUGGCUACGGUCAUGCCGAGAACUGCAAUAGCAAAGCGGCAGCCUUCGAGAAGGCGAAGAAAGAAGCGGUCACAGAUGCUCUCAAAAGAGCUCUUCGGCACUUCGGGAAUGUGUUCGGAAACUACAACAAAGAACACCUAUCGAAGGUUACGAAGGUCAAGGUCGCACCAAAACAAGCGAUAGCGGAUGCGCCAUCAGAAGAAAGGCCUCGAGCUACGAGGUUUGCUAGAAAUCAGUCAAAUCUCUCUGACGGGACAGAACUCGAGGAUGAGUUUGGUGGUGACCCAUUCGACGAGGUGGACUUUAGCAAAGGGCAUCCAGACGAAGUAGUGCUGGACUAUGCGUCUGUGACAAAAGUCGCCGCUGACGUUUCCGGGAUGCGGUCAAACGAUCGACCUCCACACUCAGUACCACCGCCUCAGUCACGGUAG